AAGUGUGCAACUGGUAUGAGGAAGUUGUGGUCAGAUCUGGGCAGCUGGGAGGGUAAGGCUUAGGGGUGUGGUGGUUAUAAGAAAGAGUUAGGGGAAAAAGAAGUCAAAGAGAUUUAGGAAGCACAUACACCAGCAGAGGUCAAUCAUGUUUCACAGCAAGAUGAAGACAAACAGCAUUGUUCCAGACACUAGCCAUGCUAACUACGGACACAUGAGAAAAACUGUGUCUCACAGUAAUAACUUGAACCACAGAGUCAAAAACAGAGACAACGGUGUCCCAAAGCAACCAGAACCAGCUGUAAAACACAACCAAGAGCACAGAGAGCGCCACAUGUUGGCAGUGUCCACCAACCGUGUGCAACCUAGGGGUCAUCAACGUUGCCGGUCGGCUGACUUUUGCCAGUUGAGGACCUCGUCUCUUAUUUUGGUGAAGAAAAACAAGAAAGAGCCUCAACUUCCUGAGAGAGGAGCAUCGCUGCGUCUCCCUCCCACAACAUCCUUUUCAUCAUUCAAACGCUACUCCUGUCCUCCGUUGGACAUCUCUAGCAUGCCAUGCGAGUCUCUGUCCUCCUCUUCCCGGUCCUCCAGCUCCUCCAACUGCCUGUGUUACUCCUCUCCUCCUCCCCUACCGACGACAGUCAUCACCGGCCAUGACCCUGAAGGCUGGAAACUGCGACUCAAGCCCACUUCCACCUCCUACAGGGCCCACACUAGGAGGCUGUCUUUGCAGAUCCCACUGCCUGUCGUACCUUCUGAGCCCACACCUAUUUCCACCUCAACCUCCAAACCAGACCAUCAUCUGAGAGAAGAGGCUGAAGGGAAAACCAAACCACCUUUAAAGCCUAAACCUGUCCAUCGGCACUACUCAGACUCAGCCGUGGUCAGACCUCUUCCUGCGCUGACGCUCGCGGAGCUCCGUGCUGUGUGUCUGCGUCCAGUCACUCAUUCACAAGAGUCUGACAGCGUCUUCAGUGAGCCGCCCGUGGAGGACAUGAAGGAGAAAACUCUGCAGAGAAAAAUACCACCUCCUGUUCCAGAGAAAACCCUCAUGGCCAGACAAAUUGCCCGACUGAUGGCACUCGCACACAGGUGCCGCACGAUUAUUUCAGACAUGACUGAAGGAGAAAACAUCUACAGCACAGUGACCAAGCCUAAACUCAGACGACCACCUCUGGUUAAGGACCCUGGUGAUCUAAGGACCAUAAAAUCAGAGCCACGUCCUGAGAACAGUUGCACCGUUGGCUUCUCUUGCAGAGAACUGUGAGAGACGACCCAGUAACCGACACUCGUGGCUCCAGUCAAGGCUCCUCUGCUGCUACUACAGCAGCAAUAACAAUGAAGAAUUAUCGUCCAACAUGCUGCUGUGUUGUUUUUGUCGUUCUGCCUCUGCUGACUCUCUAAAUGGUUGUUGUGUAAAAAUGUGACUCAGCUCUUUUCAAAUGUGAUGUGGGCUGGUGUGUAGGAAGAAUACAAGUGUGCAGAUGGAGCAGUUCCUGGUGAUGGAGACCAUAAAUUACUGCAAUUUACUUUUUUACUCCAGCCUGUACAGUACAGUGUGUAAACUUUGUUCUGUUUGUCUUUGUGACCGUACGUUUUCACUGUUGGGCCUCGAACCCCCGACAUUUGGCCCCUGACUGGGUUUAAAUGUCGCCCUUGAGGUAUAUCUUCAUUAUUUACUUCCAAUGGUGUUGAUUAUUAUUACUUUUUAAUAGCUUUAACGGGUUAUAUAAAUAUAUAUAAACAUGUACAUUUCCUGUUUUCUUUUGUUGCCCUCAUUUGAGUUUGAGACCCUUGGUCUACAGUUGAUACGAGUAUAAACAGCCGUGUUUUUUUACUUUGUACAAUUAUUUUAACCUCCUGGAAAACAAACUGGUCAGCAUUUGUAUUGCUUACUUAUUUCAAACUCUCUCUGAUUGGUGAGUAAUAUAUUUUAUAUUGUAGAUGUGUUUUUAUGUUAUUUUGCUUUUUUUACUGUUAACAGAUUUUCUCAGCUAACCUUCAUUUUACGAUAGUUUUCUGCCGAGUCAUUUCUAAUCAGUUUUGUUCAUUUUCAGCUUAUCCUACAAGUUGCCUAUUUAGAAAUAAAGUUUUUUUUUUUUC
Messenger RNA from Cynoglossus semilaevis (tongue sole), 2100 nucleotides. RefSeq lists its product as uncharacterized. The transcript has 3 exons. The record is from RefSeq and is a predicted model, not a curated record. NCBI's taxonomy places the organism in Eukaryota, Metazoa, Chordata, Actinopteri, Pleuronectiformes, Cynoglossidae. Bases 146 to 1264 code for a protein of 372 amino acids.